Molecule: messenger RNA, 1709 nt
Organism: Fomitopsis serialis
Lineage: Eukaryota; Fungi; Basidiomycota; Agaricomycetes; Polyporales; Fomitopsidaceae
Exons: 5
Coding region: 228-1286 (352 amino acids)
Source: RefSeq, a predicted model, not a curated record
CACGGUUCUGCAGCGGCCACUCAGUUCAAGUUCAAGUUGUCGCGCUCUCUUCGGAGGGCCAGUCGUUCGUCGAACACCCAGACUUAGGAUCUCCGAGGUGCCGGCGUUAUAGAGAAGCUCUCGCGCGUCUGCCCACAUAUGGCACGAGCAUUGUGAUCAAACUCAAGGUGCGCCACUUGGGAUUGACUUUGGAACCGAGGUCGACACCAGUCUAAGGUUGUGUUUCCAUGCAAACAAUGCAGCGCGACUACGAAUCCGGAGUGCAUUGGGGGACGAUAUGGCGCACCGGGCGACUGCGCGUCCAUGGCGAGUCGUACUCAUUCCACUCACCUGGGAUAGACGGAAUGGAGGUUGAGGCCACGGCAAACUCUUUGUUGAUGACUCUGUUCACAAUCGCACCCCGCCACAUGGUCAAUGCCUCAGCGCCCGGUAAACGCCUCCACACAAUCAUAGAGCUUGCGCGCAAUCUCCCCGUCACCGACCCACUCCUGCAGUUCAACUCGCAUACCGCAGCAAUCGUACACCUAAUCUCUCAUCUCCACGAUUUGAUGGUCCAGUAUACCCCGGUAAGCAUGGGCUUGCGGUUCCGACGGCUAAAGGGAGUCGGGCUGUCGGGAGAGCAGGAAAGAAUAUUGGAUAAGCCACUUAAGAAUAUUAUAGACGAAUUGCGGGCGCAAUCACCAUAUGGGUAUGUUCCAAGACAUGCAAAUGAUGUCUUUGAAACCGAGAAGUUACUCCUCCAUUUGGAAUUGCCGCAUACCAUUGUAUGCGAAAUCUUGGAUUAUGCGGAGUAUUGGGUCCGGGCGGUCGACAAAGCAGGGAACGUAGACACUGCUACAGAGCCAGAUCCCUCCUACGCGCCACAAGCGGUCUUCUACUGGGCCCGUGUACGGAUUCCGGAGUCUGCGAAAGUGCACAGAUCGGUACGUAGAAUCAUAUUCACCAUCGAAUUAUCCGACAUCGACUCAUGGUUGUUGCCCGAGUCCAUCUCGAAUAGUGACAUCCCGUCACAUAUAUGGCUCGAGGUUCAGGCCAGAAGCAAGCCGACCCAGCGCCGUUUGAUCGUACGCGAUUUCACGGAAACGCCUCGCCGGCCCGCCAUUCAUCUGGUACAAUGGGACGGUUUCCGUACAGAUGACGACUGCGCGGAUGCGGAACUACAGGAGUGGUUGAAUAGCCUCCGACCCGGCGACGAGCUAGCCAUUUGUACUACAAGGGAGGCUAGCGGGGGAAUCUUUUCUAGUAUGGGGAAUGUGAGGAUAGAGAUAUAUUGCGCAUGCGUUUAAUCACCGACUCAUGUUUCUCGUGCGAUCCAAGGGAUAUGUUCUCGGGCCUUCACGUUGAUAGCGUGGAUAUCGAGUGGGAACCCCGGACCUUUCAUUUGGCUCAUGCGGUAUGUCCUUACUGGGGAAUAGUCCCAGCGCAGCGCCUGCCGUCGUAACGCUCAGUGUACUCAGAUAAUAAAUUACAUCCCAACGCCUCGUGUGUCCCCAAAGGCCUUGUGCAUGCGCAGUCGCAUCUCCCUGGCAAGGUAUCCUCCUGACCGCAUCGCAUGAUCAUACUCAGCCUGGCGUCUGACCUCCCACGAAGACGCGCGCUGCGACCAUACCUGCCCGCUUGUCCAACCACCCCGCUUCCGAGUCCCUCGCCCACGAGCCUGCACACCAGUUCCAAAGCGCGACGCCCACGGUCUGCACGCACCACCCGGU